GUCGAAACGAAACGGCGGGCGGAUCUGACAAGCAAGUUUUUUCUCUACUCUAUCAUACUUUGCCUAAGGAUUGGUUUUUGCAUAUUUAUGGAUGAAUUUCACCGGAUAUGCGUUUUCACAUAGGCAAAUAGUGACUGGAGCGAGUUGAUCAUCCAGGCAUUACUUUGAACAAUUUUUCUUGACCGCGCACGUAAAACUUGCUUCUUAUACUUACGUUCCAAAGGAGACAAAAUUGCUGGAAUAGUUCAUCACGUAUUAAAUUCCUCAGCAAAACUGACGGCGGCAUGGGAAACGAACUGCUCACUCAAGCAAACUAUAUAUAUACAUCCUGCAAUAAAUUUCAAUGGGGGAGUACGGACAGUGACUAAAAUUCAGCACUACCUAAUCCAAAUCCAUUCGCCUAUUCUACAUACUAAAGUUCUUAUUUCUGAAAUACUUUAUACCUACUAUUUCAAUAAAAGUCUUUGCUUUCCAAACCUCCCAUCACUUUUUGGAUAAUGGCUAACUUUUCGAGAGUAGCCGAGAUUUUCGAGCAAGCAUCAGUGGCGUUCGGUCGAUUGGCCCAACUUACUUUAGAUCUUAAGCAGUUCCAAGCGCAACAAAAUGAUGGGGAUUCCAAGACCUGCGGGAAAUGGUCACAAAAGGAAGUUGAAGAUCUUAAAGCUGCUAUUGGACGUUUUGGAUCUGAUCUGUCAAAGGUAGCUGAAGCUAUCGAAACAAAAACCAUUAACCAGAUAAAACAAAAGCUAAAAACUCGGGCUUUUCAGGAUGCUGGUCUUGGAGAUAUUUCCUUUGAAAAUGAGGCUGCGGAUACAGAAACCAAACCAAAAGUCACGACUCCAAAUGCUACUCCAGUAGAACGUGGAAGACGUAAGCAAGCUUUAAAUCAAAUGCCUGAACCAGUAGACUUGCAUCCUCCUAAAAGAUCCAGAUCUGAUGUCGACGAUUUGAAUGAAUAUAGCAAUUAUGCACCUGAAGUAGAAGCUCCAGAUAAAAAACCCAACCAACCGGCUAGUAACAACAAAUCAUAUAGUAAUGAAAAUGUUACACCGCAAAAGAACGAUGACGGUCAUAAUAUUUUAAAACAUAAGCCAGUUGGCAGUACACUAUCUAGUGUUUUAUCCAAACCGAUAACACUUGCUAGACCAGAUGUAAGUAAUUUUGAUGAUCGUCAUCGCAAAACAACGACGUCAGUAAAUGUCCUUAGUUCUGGAUAUAAUGCAAAUGAAUCAAAGUAUGAAGAUUAUGACAGCGAUGAUAGUGAUUAUGAUGGUGCUGAUGGUCGUACACCCGGAGAAGAUUAUGAAUCAGACGAAGAACAAGAGGAGGAAGAAGCCGACGACAACGAGGAUUACGAUGAAUAACCAGCAAUAAAUUGAUUUGUUAAAUAUUUGUGUAUAUGUCUUCAUGAUUACUAUUAUUAUUCAUUAUCAUGUAAAUUAGUGUUUAUACUGAUAAAAUAAGUUAACAGACUG
Schistosoma margrebowiei is the source of this 1475-nucleotide messenger RNA. The record is from the annotation of a GenBank genome assembly. Lineage: Eukaryota; Metazoa; Platyhelminthes; Trematoda; Strigeidida; Schistosomatidae.